Lymnaea stagnalis (great pond snail) is the source of this 387-nucleotide messenger RNA. The record is from the annotation of a GenBank genome assembly. NCBI's taxonomy places the organism in Eukaryota, Metazoa, Mollusca, Gastropoda, Lymnaeidae.
GUCAAAAUCGGGGUCAUCCUCCCCGGCAGGGCGUCGAUCCUGUUCUCCCUCAACAAGAGCAGGUCGUCCAUCGAGCUGGCCGCGGAGAAGAUCAUCGGCCCCGACGGCUCCCUGCCAGGGUACAAGGUUCAGAUCGUCUUCAGGGAUUCCAGGUGCUCGGAAACGUUCGGGCCCCUGAACGGAAUAGACUUGUACGUUCGGAAGCUGGCCUACGUGUUCAUCGGUCCGAGCUGCGACUUCGCCACGGCGCCACUCGCCAGGUUCACGUACUACUGGGGUAAGGGGAUACCUAUCAUGACCGCUGGCAGCCUCGUUGGGGCUUUUGCAGACAAGCAGGAGUAUCGGCUUCUCACAAGAAUUCAGGUAGAGCACAAAUUAUUCAAUUAG